This is a messenger RNA of Melitaea cinxia (Glanville fritillary), 1236 nucleotides long. RefSeq names its product headcase protein (gene heca). The record is from RefSeq and is a predicted model, not a curated record. NCBI's taxonomy places the organism in Eukaryota, Metazoa, Arthropoda, Insecta, Lepidoptera, Nymphalidae. The transcript has 5 exons. Bases 1 to 1236 code for a protein of 411 amino acids.
AUGGCUCCACGACGACAAGGCGCGACCGGCGAACGUGAGGCCGAAGAUAUUCACGGGUGCUGCGUUCCCGGUGAAUGCCUCCGCCCCCGAGAGCCUGUACGCAUCGAGGACGCUAUCCGCGUGCUAUGCAACAACGACACGUGUGCCGUAGGCCGGUACAUGCAUAGAGAAUGCUUUGAGCAAUGGGAGGCCGGGGUGCUCGCCUAUCUUAAAUCCUGUGGCCGCGCUCGUUCGUGGUCUGAAAGGCAGAGACAUCAGAAUCUUUGGACAAAGAAAGGCUACGACUUGGCUUUCAAGGCGUGCGGGUGUCGUUGCGGUCGUGGACACCUAAAGAAAGACCUCGACUGGACACCACCAGGAUUAGCUAUCAGAGCUGACGAUGAGAAAAAGAAGCGGAGGCGAGCGAGAUCCGGUCGGACGCCGGCUGUUGUUGACGCACGCAGCAGAGCCUUCAGUCUUUCCAGUUCUGGCUCCUGUUCUCCGCCCUCUGCACCUUCAGAGCCCUCGACGAGCCCUACACAUGCUGCACCUCACACAAUGACCCCAGCGAAGAGAAACUCUAAACCUGAAAUCGUUUCCGACAGAAUUAGAGCCGGCGCUGGUGCGAAUGGGAUAUUUUCGAGGAGGUUGGACUUUUCCACAUUCAAUCUCCUGCCGAAGCAUAAAGUCAACUCAUAUCAGAUUAAGAUUGAAGACGAGGGUAACCACGGCAAUGAUGACACUAGGCUGUUCAUCCUCUCGACGCUCGCCGGCCAACACAAGCCGCGCGUGUCUUGUGCGCUGUGUAAGGAGACUCUGCACGUUUUCGACCGAUAUCCACUGGUUGACGGAACCUUCUUCCUUAGUCCUCGACAACAUACCAGCAGCGCAGUUGAGGUGAAAGUGGAAGGACGCACGCAAUAUCUAACGUGCGUGUGCAUGGGGUGCUUAGAGCGAUGCGACCCUGAACGCACGAUUCGUUGCCGAUUCUGCGGACAAAAGUGGGACGGCUCGUCGCUUGUUCUCGGUACAAUGUACUCUUAUGACAUCUUCAUGGCAACGCCCUGUUGCGCUGAGAGAUUGAAGUGUAACAACUGCUACAAGCCACUACUGCACCCUCACCAGCGCCUCAAUUACUCGGACUACUCUCACCCAGUGACAUGCCCUCAUUGUCGUAUUGUUGACACGCAUUUCGUGAAACCGCUUUCAUACUGUUUCACAAAACGGGUUUUUCCGCUCUUCCAGCAGUGGCCAUAA